Molecule: messenger RNA, 4605 nt
Organism: Siniperca chuatsi (mandarin fish)
Lineage: Eukaryota; Metazoa; Chordata; Actinopteri; Centrarchiformes; Sinipercidae
Gene: eeig2b
Product: family with sequence similarity 102 member Bb
Exons: 11
Coding region: 173-1309 (378 amino acids)
Source: RefSeq, a predicted model, not a curated record
ACAGGAAGUGUCUCUCCUCUAUGGCUUCAGUUAGCUUGACUGACUGUUGGUACCAGCAGCUUCACCAUCCUCCCACAACACAACACACUGACUCUGUACUACAACACAAUGGAGCUGUAAUGUCAGCGACGGGCGAUACUAGAGCAUCUUCUCAAGAGUACUGAAUCUGUGUAUGGAUUUAAUGAUGAUGAAAAAGAAGAAAUUCAAAUUCAAGGUGGAUUUUGAGCUGGACGAGCUCUCGUCAGUCCCCUUUGUCAACGGUGUCCUCUUUUGUAAAGUCAGACUACUGGACGGCGGGUUCUCCGAGGAGUCUUCUCGGGAGCCAGUGCAGGCCAACUGUGUUCGAUGGAGGAAAAGGUUCUCUUUCCCCUGCAAGAUGAGUGCUAAUGCAGGAACAGGUGUAUUGGACCCUUGUGUGUGUCGUGUGUCUGUCAGAAAGGAGCUGAAAGGUGGGAAGGCAUAUGCAAAGCUUGGUUUUACAGAUCUGAAUUUAGCGGAGUUUGCCGGCUCAGGGAAUACAACCCGCAGAUGUCUGCUGGAAGGCUACGAUACCAAAAAUACUCGUCAGGAUAACUCCAUUCUCAAGGUUGUCAUCAGUACACAGCUCAUGUCAGGGGAUCCCUGUUUUAAAACGCCUCCCUCCACAGCCACAGUGAUCGGGAUCCAGGGUGAUGGAGAGAGCCUGCUGGAGGAGAGGAGGGGAGGGGACUCACAGAAAAGCUGUUCUGAGAGUCGUGAAGGGAAGUGUCCUGUUGUUUCUGAUGAGCUUGGGGGCUGUGGCCACUCCCGAACGUCCAGCUACGCCAGCCAACAGUCCAAACUCUCAGGCUACAGCACAGGUCACUCCCGCUCCUCCAGCAUGUCAGAGUUCAGCCAUCGGAGAAAUCAUUCAGUGGGCAGCGCCUCAACGGGCAUCGGCAGCAUCCCAGAGCCCAACGAGGACCGGGACAGAGAGUCCAGACCCUGUCCCGCUCUACCUGAGCACCCAGUCCCCACCACCAUUAGCAACCCAGCGGGUACUCCAGUACGGAGCGCUUCGUCCUGUGAACGUCUCAACAGACACCCAGUGAAGCAGGACUCCAUGGAGUCUCAGCUAAAGAGGAUGGACGACACACGAGUGGAUGCUGACGAUGUUGUGGAAAAGAUUCUCCAGAGUCAAGACUUUACACCCAGCCUACUGGACUCCAGUGCUGAAGAGGAAGGCUUGCGUCUGUUUGUUGGCCCGGGGGGAAGUACAGCCCUUGGAAGCCAUCACCUUCCCACCAGGGUUGGUGGUGGAGCGUACGAGCAGGUGGUGAUAAAGCGUUAGACCUGCAGCCUCUCAGAGGUGGACUGACAUUGCAUACAUCAAAAAAACGGAUGCAAGGCUGUGUUCGUUUCAAUCUGCAUUCCUACAGCACACACGUUACCUGAUCAGCACCGUGUAUGACCUGAUCACUGAACAGUUGACAUUACAACAGUGCCCUCCUGUGUUCAUAUCUCCUACAUGACACUGUAGAUUCCUGAUAGCUUUUUAAGAGCGAGAUGUAGACUGUUAUAAUCUCAGUGUAAACAUACAGAUGUGAAUUAAGAGAAAUGAAACAUUGACCAGAUUGUUCAAAACAUGUAUGUAACUGAAACUGUCCACUCCUGGGUGUUUUCUGGGUGUAGGUUAGCCUCAUAUUUUUGAGGUCAACUUUAUCACCCAGCAUCCAAACCCAACCCAUUUUAAACUGUUAGGAACUGGAAGAAAACUUUCUAAAUGGAGGAAACCAGGACAGACUGUGUGUGUAUCAUCAGAACGAACUGAAAUCUACACUGAAGAGGAGUAUGCGAUGCGUUUUCAAUACAUUCCUUUUAUCUCUGUUUGUUUUGGACUUCCUUUUCAAAUAGGAUGUUCUAUUUAAUGUUCGCCUAUAAGCUGCUAAAAAGCUGUAGUUGUUGGCACCCGUUGUGUUUUGAAGGCGAGAAUAUUUUACUACAAAGACGAGGCAUCAGACUUGACCUAUUUGACGUGUGAACGUGGAUUGUGUGUGUAUGUGUCUGCUAUGUGGUAAGACCACUUUUAUUAGUAACAGUUAUCCUGUUAUCUUGGAUGAGUGGAAGGGUGUGACAUGAUCUCUUGUAAGGAAUGUUAUUAUGGGUACUUGCAAAGAUAAAAUUGGGACAACAUGAUUUACAUGAUGCAAUUUGCUUACUUGAUAAAGAGGUUAUUGUUUGGCACACUGCUGAGGAUUCUUUUAGAAAAUCCUGCAGUAUUAAUCUGCCCUACAAAGGCAAAACGCAGUAACAACUUAUUUGGUAAAAACUAACAUUUGCUUCGCCAUAUAAUCAAAUAGCCAUUUCUGUUAAAACAGCUUUUAAAAUCUGCAGUUAUUACAAUUCGGAGCUUAAAACUAAUCCAAACAACAGUAACUGCACUCUGGCUGUAUAGAUACUGGCUUUGCAUUGCUCCCCGGGUUGCAAUAACUACACUUUGGUUUGGGCUCUAGAAGCCGUCACAUUUACUGCCCUCUGUUACAGAGAGACAGCCAACUAGACAGCUAUAGAAAAAGAGCUAUGUCAAUUGAAAGCUAGCUGGUGAGAUAUCACCAUGGCUUGCCUUAGCUAAAGGCAAAACAAUUUACUCACUGAUUUUUCCCUUGGUGUUACCUUUAAAUGGAAAAAUAUCCAUUUUGAUGAACUGACACCUUGGUAAUUCAGUUUCUUAUUCCAUAUACUAAAAUCCAAUCAUGAUGGCAAUAACCCAGCUAACCCCUGCUAAGGGUAACUAUCUUAGUAACUUCCAUCUUUGCUUUUGAAAUUCAUGUGUUUUGGUGUGAUUGAGCUACCUUCAAAUCACAUUUAAAUGUAUUAAAUUGUAAAUUAUAAUAUUGAUUUCAAUAUUAAAAAUAGAUGUACAGACAGACCUGGAAACAGAUCACUCAAAAUAAAGUUCAUUUUAACUAGUUUUAAAGAAAAAGAAAGCUGAAAGAAUACUUUGUUGAUAUAUAUAUAUAGUUUUACCCUCAAAUUCCCUAAAGAUUAUCCAAACACAGAGUGCAGUUUCUGCUUUUUUGUUUUCCUGUUUGCUAUGUAGGUCCUAUGGCACUGACAUUACAACUUGUUUGUUAUGCAGUUUGCCAGCCCUUUUUUCACUGCUUCUGUAAGUUACUGCUCUCUACCGUUGUAGGGCAGUAAAUACUUCGUAUAAUAGGGGCUUCUAUGAUGAACAUUACUAUAGAAGGGCAUAUAUCUAAUGCCCAGCGUUUCAGCUACGUAUCUAUUGUAUACCUGUGCUUUGCAAGUCAACUACAGCUUUCUGACCUGUUGACCAGGAAGCUCACAUCAGUGAACAUGUGCAAGAUCCUGUGAUGUACCAACAAUUGCAUUAAUGUGCAAGUGAUGCAUACUGUAGUUCGUUUCACUUUAGGAUUGUACAGUGAAGGACUAGUUAAGUAAUCCACUGCCAUGAAGAAAAUUUUGUGUUGUGUAUGUAUAUCUCCUAACAUCUUAGCAACUGUUAGAAUUGAGAACAAUCUUAUAACCCAUCUAAUAACCAACACAAUCAAUACGUGAUCGAUUAGUGCUACAGACAGAAAUCUAAUCUAACAAUAUAAAUCUGAUGAGUUUUGAAAUCCUGAUAGUGUCAUGCAUGUUGACUAUUUGCAUUUCAAGCCUAAUAGGAGAUUAAGUGCACAAUUUAUUCAGUUAGCAAAUUAACCAAAGUACACAACACACUGUUAUAACCUGGGAUCGUGUCAGGCCUAUGCAUAAGGAGAAUAUUAGACACAUUAUAAAUUGUAAUCUCCUGUCAUAAGCCAUAGUGGAGGUAGGAUAUUUCCUCUUCUAGAUAAACUAUAUACAUGUUUUAUCAAUUUCUGCACAAGCAUCAUCAGUGUAUGGUGUUUUAACUAUACGUCAAUGUUCUGUUUUUAUGUUUGUAUGUUCUGCAUGAUUAAGAUGUCCUUUUGUUAGCUUGCAGAACUUGACACAUUUGUGUUUUUCCUAAUUUGAUAUUGUGCCAUCUUUUAAUCUGAAUAUUUCCACACUGAAGGAACAAUUUUGCUUGCCUAUUUAGCAUGAAGGAAAUCAUUUUGUUCUCAUUACUUCAUGUUAAAAGCAGAUAUCUAACGUACGUCAGUGUUCUCAUUUUGUGUUUUUAUUUUCGGCAUGGUUUAAAUGUCCAAUGUUGAAAAUCACAUCUAUAGGAUAUCAUCGUCUUUGUUUUUUAAUCUUUCAUUGCUGAUAUUGUGCCAUAUUUUUGCUAAAUAUUCUAAUGUUAAGGGGGGGGAAGUGUUCUCACUACAUAGUUAAGUGUUAAGUUUGAUUUAUGGCUAUUAAAUAUCAACUAUUGGAGAUUUUUGUGUGCUUUUUGGAUAGAAGUCACUUGUUUUACCUGUGUGACACAGGUAUGUUCAUCUUGGUACCUAACAUGUUGUUACAAACAUGGUUUCUUCUCUUCUGUGAAGCUGUUGUCUAUAUAAAACUGUAAAAUGUAUUCUCCGGUAAAGUGAUGUUCUGACACUGUCCAGCGUUUCCUGUUACAGACUUGUUCUUUCGACCAACCUUUGCUUCCUUAACAAGUGUACUGGAUGCUUCAAAUGUGUACCUUGCACUGUUGAAUAAAACUGUUAAAAACCUUGA